UGUGGAGCGCGCGUGGAUCGUGUAUACAGGGUUCGUUCGGUUGAGCCUGUAAUUCCUGUCAUGUUGAUUCCGCGAGCGGCGUAGUGCGUACGGGAAACGGUAUCGUGUGUAAUAGGCUUCAGGGUAAAAAAAGAUUUCACUCGCAGCUUGCAGCAGCGGAAGAAGAAGAAGAAGAAUGAGCCAGAGUUAGUCGAGCGUUGACCAAGAAGCGCGUUGGACGAUCGCCGGAUCGGCCCGCUUCGUCCUGACAGAAGACACGUGACCGAGAAGUUUUGGUCGCGUAUUUUACCUCAUACCCACGUGACGGUUACUUCCUGAGCAUAAUCUCUCCGGACGUAAGCCAGGAUUCUCUGCUUCCACUUGUGAUGAGUUGUUCCGUUCCAGAUAUCGGAAUAAAUUAUUUGACCGACCGUUUUUCCGGACAAAUUUUCGAAUGCAAACGUUGUUUUACACCCGGUGAAAACGAAAAACUAACACCUGACUGUGAUUCCGAAUAAAACAUUUCGCCAAGUGAAGCGGUCGACGUACGCCAGUUAGGCAAAAUAUCGUCGAACAAACGCUGAAGAGUCAAAUGCCCCCCGCGCCAUGACGUCGAACGCAAUCCGUGGCAUACGGAGGAAGAAAAGCUCCCUCUGCGAAGUGAAGGUUGCUGUGAUCGGUGCUCCAGGAGUUGGCAAGAGCGCCCUAACCGUGAGGUUCCUCACGCGAAGAUACAUCGGCGAGUACGACCACCAGUCAGAAAACCGGUACAAACACGAAGUGCUGGUCGACGGAGAGCCGAUACUCUUUGAAAUCCUAGACUCUUGUCCAAAGACCGAAAACGAGCUGCCGACCAUGGAGACGCUGCAGUGGGCCGACGGCCUCCUUUUGGUCUAUUCGAUAACGGACAGGGGGUCGUUCAACUUCGUUAGAAGGGCGAAGGAAGCCCUCGCCGUCGCCGAUCCGGAGGCUGCGAUACCGCUCGCGAUGGUCGGCAACAAGGCCGACAUGGUUCACCUGCGGCAGGUCAGCGCCGAGGAGGGUGAAAUUUUGGCCAAGGAUUUCGAGUGCUGGUUCAGCGAGGUCACAGCCGCGGAGCAGGUUGUCCAAGUCGCUGAGGCGUUUCACGAACUUUGCCGCGAAGUCUUGGCUGCCAGGAGACGAAACAAACAAUCUCUCCUCGACCGGAUGCUAGGAAGCAAAGCUGCCCGAGCUUAUUCCCGAGGAAAAAGCGACUCCGCGCUACCUAAGGACUAGCGAUAUCGAUCUCGAGGAUUCGCCCCGUCGGGAUGUACGGGACUUGCGAGGAUCGUGGAACCGGGACGCUCCGAGCCAGCCGCGGAAACGGGAAAGCUACGUCGUCGUUGAGGCUUUGGAAACGAACGGCGGAGUGGAAAUUGAGUCAUUCCUGGUGGGAAUUUGUCAGCUGAAAUUUGGUAGAAGGAUCCGAGAGUGUUGAAAAAAUUCCUGCGAUAUCCUUUGGAAACUCUUUUCUCGGUUAUCGGAAUUGAAGAAGAAAAAUUAAUUGGUUCAGGAACGUUAUUGUUCGGAAGAAACUAUAGCGAGUCGGUAUAUUCUUCGAUACAAUAAUUCCUUAUGGCAACUGGAAAAUAAACACUAGCGAACGUGUUCUGAGAAAUAUUUUGCCCUGAAUUUUUCUUGUAAUAACAUAAUUUCAUAACUGGGAACGUUUAAAAUAAAUGAGAAAGUUUCUUUUAAACUAUUUGUAAUAUUAAUUUUAGUCCGAUGUUAACCGUGGUAAUAAACCUUGAAGUGAAAAGUAAUUUCCAUCAGGAAAGUCAUUUAAAAGGGUGUCCCAUCGUGAUUCACGUCUUAAAAUAUCUCAAAAUGGCAAUUUUUUAUUUUGCGCAGCGAUGAUGUGCCAAGCGUAAAGGCUGGCCACUUAUACCACGUACUCUAUACGUUUGAAUCUGUCUUGAUGUAGGGUAAAUUUUCUUGUAGCCGAAUAAAAAUCGGUUGCCAUUUAAGAAAAUCAAGUUCGUGUCAGUAUCCCGGAAGCAGUGGUACUUCCGACUGAACUGAUAUCACCAGUUUGCGUUCCUCUAGGAACCAUACAAUUAUUUUCUGAAAAAUUUUUCAACAGCAACUCUAGUUUUACAAUUAGAGAUAUUCUAACGCAUGAUUUACGACGGGAUACCCUGUAUGUCCGUGGAGCUGAAACGCUUUCGUCGUUAUAUUUCAACUAUUACAAUUUAUAUUAAUGCUGUAAAAUAAUCUGGUUGAAGGUUGUAUAAUUUGCGUAAAUCGUAAGUUAAAUUAUUAUACCCUAAGGUGCCGAAGACUUGACCUAGUGCCUUUAAGAUCGAUAUAAUUACCGUCGUUAAUUUUACUAUCAUUCGUAUUGUACUCAAAUACUACGCUUUUGGAGUAUUUUAAUUGCCACUACCAAAUAAGAUCUUGCGGAAACUUGAAUCCCGAUGAUCCAACGCGCUAAGACAACAAUCCGAACCCAUGUAAUUGGAUCAAGCAUUGAAUAACGUGGAUAUCAGGAGAAAAUUGUUUAACAAGCGUUAGAACAGAUUAAUCUUUGAACACACUUUGAACAGUUCUAAUAUAUCAAUGCAUAUCACAAAUCAUGCUUUUUCCAUUUCGCACAACUUGGCCGUGAGAAAUAGAAAGCAAAUUGCAAAGUUGCGCGAAAAUCCUCGAAAUCUCAUGUCUGAAAUGCACUUUCUAUGGAAUUCCAUGGUGGCGGAAAAAGUAUCAACGAUCGUCGUUUGAUACUUUGUUAUUUUUCAAACUUUGUGCUACAAUAUACUUUGGUUCAAUCAUCAUACCUAUGUAGUCGCGAAUACAACUAGGUAGACUUCCGAUGUAACUAAAUAUUGCAAGACGAGAGGCUUAUUGGUCUUUAAUAUAUCAUUUAGAGAGACGAAAGAAAUGGCAAUUGAAAUAUAGAUGAAACGGACUAGUUAUUGUUCAAAAUAUUAUAGAUAUAUAUUUAUUUUGUACUUACAAGCUAGUUUAGACGAUAACAAUAAUAAAUCACAUUGUUUAUUUAUUCUUAUACAAA
This is a messenger RNA of Neodiprion virginianus, 3013 nucleotides long. Its product is annotated as ras-related and estrogen-regulated growth inhibitor. NCBI's taxonomy places the organism in Eukaryota, Metazoa, Arthropoda, Insecta, Hymenoptera, Diprionidae. Bases 586 to 1236 code for a protein of 216 amino acids. The record is from RefSeq and is a predicted model, not a curated record. The transcript has 6 exons. Gene Ontology annotation, molecular function: GTP binding; GTPase activity.